GGGGCGGCGUGCGGCCUUAUGAGCGCUGCGGCGACGCGGCUUCGGAAGGCGGUUGUUGGGACGGUAGCUCCCGUGGUGCCGUACGGCUGGGGGCGGGGCGCAGCCCUGGCCCGUGGGCAGCUGCGGGGCGGAAGCGGCGCGCGGGGCUGGGAAUGGAGGUGAUCCGCUGCGGCUGCUGCUUGUGCGCCGAUGGCAUCGCGGGAGCGGUAUGAAUGGAGCGGUUAGGGCCAGCAGGCAGUUGGCGGUGCGUGCUUCUGGCUUGCUGCGGGACGCCGGCAGCACGGUGUCUCUGAAGUCACCUGGAACCCCUGGAACUGUGUGUGCUGGAUCUGAGGAGCAGUAAGCAAUGAUGGAUAACCGUUUUGCUACAGCACUGGUAAUUGCGUGUGUUCUCAGCCUCAUCUCCACCAUAUAUAUGGCAGCUUCCUUGGGCACUGAUUUUUGGUAUGAGUACCACACUCUGUCCCCCGCUGAGAACAUUACUGAAGCUGGCAGGAGCAUCUGGGAGGAAUUUGUCAGUGAAGAGGCAGAUGAGAAGACCUACACAGAUGCACUCUUCCGGUGCAAUGGCACAGUUGGGUUGUGGAGGAGGUGCAUCACUGUACCCAAAAACUCUCACUGGUACAGCCCACCAGAAACUGAUAUGACAACAAACUGCAUCAGUUUUUCCCUCUCUGACCAGUUUAUGGAGAAGUACAUAGAGCCUGGAAAUCACAACAGUGGCACAGAUUUGAAUAGGACUUAUCUCUGGCGAUUGCAGUUUCUCCUGCCAUUUGUCAGCCUUGGUCUCAUGUGCUUUGGAGCUCUGAUCGGGCUCUGUGCAUGCGCCUGUCGCAGCCUAUACCCUGCCAUUGCCACUGGCGUCCUCCACUUUCUUGCAGGACUUUGUACGCUGGGCCUGGUUGGCUGCUAUGUAGCUGGGAUUGAGCUGCUUCAUAAGAAGCUGCCCCUACCUGGUGAUGUGAGGGGUGAAUUUGGCUGGUCCUUCUGCCUAGCCUGUGUCUCAGCACCUUUGCAGUUUAUGGCAGCUGCUCUUUUCAUCUGGGCGGCUCGUACCAAUAGAAAGGAAUUCACUCUCUUGAAAGCAUACCGUGUAGCAUAGUAAGUGCUGCUACCCAAGUGUUAGGUUUCCAUGUAACAGACUCCCCUCAACCCUUAUUACUUCUAUUGUUCUUUUAGACAGAAAUUUGACCUCAUACUGCUUUCUUCUUGCCAGUUGAUACAGUAUAGCCUGCAGGCCCUGAAGACAAAGACCUUUGGGCUAAAUGACUAAACUUUACCAGAAGUCUGCAGAACCAUUAAAAAUGGUUUUUGAUAUAUAUAUUUAAGUUUUCUUUAGUUGAUUUUCUUUAGUUGAUUUUCUUUGAAUAUCCCCUUAGUUAAAUGUGUAUUUAUUCUUAUUUUAUUACAGACUGACAGAGGAAGUAGGGAAAGCAUUGUGAUGUGGAGGUGAGAUAGGAAAAGAUGCAGGUAGGCAAGAAUGGGAACCGCAGAGUUCAAAUUACAAAUAAUCACAAUUUGGGCACUCUCCAUAGGCCAUAGAGGAGAUGAGAUGUGGAAAAAGAGGAACGUGUCUAAUGGAAAUACUGUAUUUAAAUCAGUGCUGUAGCUUAGCUUUGGGUCUCUUAUUCUUGCUAGAUUGUUAAUUUCUAUGGCUUCCACCAAAACUGAUGUAGACAGAGCAGCUGGCCCUGGGAGUGAUUGCACAGCACACUUUGCUGAACAGAGAAUCUGUGCUGCUUUUGCUGUGGAAAAGAAGUUUCCCUAUGUGGAGCUUUGUACUACACUAGGUAUGCUGCUUCCAGGUACCUGCACUACCUGUGGUUGCGCGCUCUAAUCUUGUACUUGUGAAAUAAGGCUUUCCUAACUCCUGUUGUAUUGAAGGGCAAAUCUUUACAACCUUUUUCACUUUGAAUUUGAUUUAGUGUAUGUGUGUAUAUGUAUGUAAUAUAAACUUUUGUAAAAUGUUCUUAUUUUACUUACGUUGCACAUAACAGGGUUUGUUUUCUUUUAAAAAAAGGUGCUGCUCAAUUCCCACCUCGUUCCAGAUCUAUUGGUUAAGUGAAAUAAAACAGUCCUCAGAAA
Phasianus colchicus (ring-necked pheasant) is the source of this 2085-nucleotide messenger RNA. It is a transcript of the gene CLDND1, whose product is annotated as claudin domain containing 1. Gene Ontology annotation, cellular component: membrane. Lineage: Eukaryota; Metazoa; Chordata; Aves; Galliformes; Phasianidae. The record is from RefSeq and is a predicted model, not a curated record.